This is a messenger RNA of Oncorhynchus kisutch (coho salmon), 3191 nucleotides long. RefSeq names its product dynein heavy chain 11, axonemal-like. Gene Ontology annotation, biological process: microtubule-based movement. Lineage: Eukaryota; Metazoa; Chordata; Actinopteri; Salmoniformes; Salmonidae. The transcript is spliced from 17 exons. The coding region runs from base 143 to 2638 and encodes 831 amino acids. Gene Ontology annotation, molecular function: dynein intermediate chain binding; minus-end-directed microtubule motor activity; dynein light intermediate chain binding. The record is from RefSeq and is a predicted model, not a curated record. Gene Ontology annotation, cellular component: dynein complex.
CAGAACCUGUUCAAGAUAGAGCUGAAGCUGUUGGAAGACGAGCUGCUGGGGCCGUCUCUCUGCUGCUGAGAGCAACUUCCUAGGAGACAACGUCCUGGUGGAGAAACUAGAGACCACCAAACACACGGCCGCGGAGAUCGAGAUGAAGGUUCUGGAGGCGAAGGUGAACGAGGUGAAGAUCAACGAGGCCAGAGAACACUACCGCCCCGUAGCAGUCAGAUCCUCUCUGCUCUACUUCAUCAUGAACGACCUCAACAAGAUCAACCCCAUGUACCAGUUCAGCCUCAAGGCGUUUAACGUGGUGUUCCACAAGGCGGUGGAGCAGGCAGAGGUGUGUGAGGACGUGAGGAGCAGAGUCAACACUCUAAUUGACGGCAUCACCUACUCCACCUUCAACUACAUCAGUAGAGGCCUGUUUGAGAGAGACAAACUCACCUUCACCGCUCAACUCGCCUUCCAGUUGUUACUGAUGAGUAAGGAGAUAGACGUACGAGAACUAGACUUCCUGCUCCGCUUCAACAUCGACCACAGCUACAUCUGUCCUGUAGACUUCCUCUCCAACCAGGCCUGGAGCGCCAUCAAGACAAUGAGUUUCACUGAUGAGUUUCGUGGUUUGGACCGGGACAUCGAGGGCUCCCCUAAACGCUGGAAAAAGGUGGUAGAGUCCGAGUGUCCGGAGAAAGAGAAGUUUCCUCAGGAGUGGAAAGCAAAAAGUUCCCUGCAGAAACUCAUUAUGAUGAGAGCCCUGAGACCUGAUAGGAUGACUUACGCUGUCAGAAACUUUGUGGAGGAGAAGUUAGGGGUGAAGUAUACAGAGAGGAGGAAGACCGAGUUUGCUAAGUCCUUCAGAGAGAGUGGACCCGCCUCGCCUGUCUUCUUCAUCCUGUCUCCCGGAGUAGACCCUCUCAAAGACGUGGAGUCACUGGGCAGGAAGUUAGGAUUCACCAUAGACCUGGGGAAGCUCCACAAUGUGUCUUUGGGUCAGGGCCAGGAGGCUGUGGCUGAGGUUGCCAUGGAGAUGGCUGCUAAGGAGGGACACUGGGUCAUCCUACAGAAUAUCCACCUGGUGGCUCGCUGGCUGGGGUCGUUGGAGAAGCUUCUGGAACGCUGCUGUGAGGGCAGUCACCAGGACUACAGAGUGUUUAUGAGUGCUGAGCCUGCCCCUACACCACAGGAGCACAUCAUCCCUCAGGGCAUCCUGGAGAAUGCCAUCAAGAUCACUAACGAGCCUCCCACUGGCAUGCAUGCCAACCUCCACGCUGCUCUGGACAACUUUGACCAGGAUAUAUUGGAUCAGUGCAGUAGAGAGCAGGAGUUUAAGACCAUCCUGUUCUCUCUGUGUUAUUUUCAUGCCUGUGUGGCUGAGAGGCGCAAGUUCGGUCCUCAGGGUUGGAACAGGAAAUACCCCUUUAACACUGGAGACCUCACCAUCUCUGUCAAUGUGCUCUACAACUACCUGGAGGCCAACUCACAGGUGCCAUGGGAGGACUUGCGCUAUCUGUUUGGAGAGAUCAUGUACGGAGGUCACAUCACAGACGACUGGGACAGAAGACUCUGUAGAACCUACCUGGAGGAAUACAUGCAGCCCAACCAGUCUGAUAGGAAGUUGGCACUGGCUCCGGGCUUUGUGGUUCCCUCCAACUUGGACUACCAGGGUUACCAUGGUUACAUAGAUGAGAUGCUGCCCCAUGAGAGCCCGGUGCAUUAUGGGCUACACCCCAACGCAGAGAUAGAGUUUCUGACGGUGACCUCUGAUAACCUCUUCCACACACUGCUGGAGCUGCAGUCACCUGACUCUGUGAUGGGAGAGGGGGCUUCACAGACCGUAGAGGAGAAGGUGAAGACCAUCCUAGACGAGGUGUUGGAGAAGCUUCCAGAAGAGUACAACAUGUCAGACAUCACGUCUAAGACAGCUGAGAGAUCACCAUACAUCCUGGUCUGCUUCCAGGAGUGUGAGCGUAUGAACACGCUCAUCUACGAGAUACGACGCUCCCUGAAGGAGCUGGACCUGGGGCUGAAGGGUGAGCUGGCAAUCUCCUCAGAGAUGGAGCAGAUCCAGGCAGCUCUGUUCUUUGAUAACGUCCCAGACACCUGGACCAAACUGGCCUACCCCUCCACUUACAGCCUUGCCCAGUGGUAUAAUGACGUGUUGCUGCGCUGUAGAGAGCUGGACAGCUGGACACAGGACCUGGCUCUUCCCACCGUCAUCUGGCUGUCUGGACUCUUUAACCCACAGUCCUUCUUAACAGCGGUGAUGCAGUCUCUGGCUCGUAAGAAUGAGUGGCCGUUAGAUAAGAUGAACCUGACUGUGGAUGUGACUAAGAAAUUUAAGGAAGAGUUCAACCAGCCAGCCAGAGAGGGAGUAUACGUAUAUGGACUAUACAUGGAAGGUGCAAGAUGGGACACUCAGGGUGGGGUGAUCGCGGAGGCUCGUCUGAAGGAGUUAACCCCCUCCAUGCCAGUCAUCUCAGUCCGAGCAGUACCGAACGACAGACAGGAGACGCGUAACAUCUACGAGUGUCCCCUGUACAAGACCAAGCUGAGAGGAACCACUUAUGUCUGGACCUUCAGCCUCAAGACCAGAGAGAGACCAGCCAAGUGGGUACUGGCUGGGGUGGCCCUGCUGCUCAGUGUUUAGAGGUAAGGGUUAGGGGGUGAGGAGGGAGACCAGCCAAGUGGGUACUGACUGGGGUGGCCCUGCUACUCAGUGUUUAGAGGUAAGGGUUAGGGGGUGAGGAGGGAGACCAGCCAAGUGGGUACUGACUGGGGUGGCCCUGCUGCUCAGUGUUUAGAGGUAAGGGUUAGGGGGUGAGGAGGGAGACCAGCCAAGUGGGUACUGACUGAGGUGGCCCUGCUGCUCAGUGUUUAGAGGUAAGGGUUAGGGGGUGAGGAGGGAGACCAGCCAAGUGGGUACUGGCUGGAAAGAAGCAAGGUUGUUUUUCCAUUAGCUAUUUGUAGGGUGUGUAUUUUCUGCAUUAUGUUGCUAAGUGUGAGAGAAGGUAUUUUAUGUAAAAAUACAUGUAUGUGUUACUACAUAAUCCCUCAAACCAGGUUUGAUGUUGCUAUUGAAAUAUAAAAUACAUUUGUAUAGUACUGUUUUAGCACCUGAAAGCUAUAUGAAAAUGUAUAAAGCAUUUGGACAUUUUAUUCAUAUGACUUAGUAAGAAUAGAAAUAAAAAUGAAAAUCUGUA